Mycena indigotica is the source of this 810-nucleotide messenger RNA. Its product is annotated as Lipase-GDSL domain-containing protein. The transcript has 5 exons. Bases 10 to 810 code for a protein of 266 amino acids. NCBI's taxonomy places the organism in Eukaryota, Fungi, Basidiomycota, Agaricomycetes, Agaricales, Mycenaceae. The record is from RefSeq and is a predicted model, not a curated record. Gene Ontology annotation, molecular function: hydrolase activity, acting on ester bonds.
CCUGCAUCCAUGUCCCAAUUUCCGUCCCAAAAGAUCCAGAUAUCGCAAAGUUGGAAGGGCUCUGACUCACUCAAAUUUCUUGUCAUCUUUGGGGACUCGUACUCAGCAGUGGGCUACGAUUUCGCUUCCCACGUCCCAACAACAGAGGAGCCACUAGGAAUUCCGUUUCCUGGAGAGACCUACACUGAACCAAGCACACCCAACUGGGUCGGCCAUUUCAUCACGACAUGCGCAGUCGAAAAUAAAUGGGUCGUGUUCGACUACGCAGUUGGUGGCGCUAGUGUCCAUGAUGUGUGGCAUCAAGUCAAAUUUUGCUUCAAGGACGACAUCGCCGAUGCCUCCAGCAAGGCAGACUGGGCAACGGAAAACACUUUAUUUGUGACUUGGGUGGGUAUAAAUGAUUCUGCAUGGACGUCCGAACACGGAGGAAACAUGAAGAAGUUGCUGUCAGCGCAGGAGGAGUUGUAUAACUGGGGUGCUCGGAAUUUCCUCUUCAUUAACGUGCCAGCCAUCGACAGAGCCCCAGCCCAAGGAAUAGCGGAAAAUUACGUGGGCUGGAACACCGAACUGACAAAAUCAGCGGCAUCAUUCGCUGCAACACAUUCAGAUUGCACAGUUUUGUUGUUCUCCGCUUGGGAUACGUUUAACGCGCUUCUCGACGAUCCUGUAGGCCAUGGCUUCUGCAAAGGAGAUGAGAGCAAGGCGUAUAGUUCAGUGUGGACCGAUAUGCUGCAUCCUACAAGCCGUGUGCACGACUUUGUCGCACUAGAUGUGGUUGAAUUUCUGAGAGAAGUAGAAAGAUCAAGUUAA